GUUAAAUCAUAACGGUAUGAUAACUUAAGAAUUGGAAAAAUUCUAAUGAUUGAUUCAAUAUUCAACAGACAACGACGGUGUAAAUCAAUCAAUCAGUCAGUCAAUCAAUCAAUAAUGAAUUCUUUAUUAUCACCACUAAUAUUGGAUAUUCUUAAUACACAUUAGCAAUUAUUUCCAUCGACUGACUUUAUCGUCCAUUGACCACCUGUCAGUAUCCUUCUACAUGCACAUUAUUUAUGCUUCAUAAAUUUGUUUGGAACACAUUUUUAAAUGUUCUAUGAGUAGUAUAAAUCCUGGCUGAAUUAAAUAAUAAGUGUACAACAGGAUAUCAGUUCUCGUCAUUUCAACCAAUCACUGCCAACAGGAGCAGUAGUGGUGGUUAUAUUACUACGAAUCUGACUACAUCCACGAUUACAACUAUCACUACUGCUACCACUAAUAUUACUACUCAUAAAGACAAUAUAAGUAGUGGCAUACCUAAUAAUAAUAAAACUCAAAGGAUUAAUCAUUUACAAGAACACCAAACUAUCUAUCAACAAAAGCCUAAAACUCCUAGUAUUUGGUGGCAACACACCAAUCAUAAUGUUAUCAAUGAAAACGCUACAGAGACUGAGGAUAGUGAUUGUCUAUCCGGUAGAAAUUGUCCCACCAGUAGUCAGUUUAUACAUAAUAAAUAUACUGGAUACAAUCAUGGUCAGCUUAAAACUGCAAAUAAUCGAUAUUUUAUUACAAAUAAAUCAGAAUUGGAAACGAAGACGAAAAGAGAUCGACAGAUUACGUUGAAGAUACUCAGUGGUACAUCUGGAGAAGAUGAAGAUGAUGAUAUUGAUUUUAUAAAUGACGAUUAUGACGACGAGGAUGAGGAUGAUGAGAGUACUAGUCUGAGUCAUUCAGAUGUGAACAAUUAUCCAUGCAGAAAUCAGCAAAAUGUUAUGCAAUAUUCCCUCCCAUUACCAGUACUUGUCCCUAUCCCAAUUAUCACUCCACUUAUAAGUAGAACAUAUCCAACAAAUGUGAUGAUGCAUUCAACAACAUGUUGUCCAACUACACGAGAUCAGUCUAGUGAAAUGGAAUCCGUGUCUUCCAGUCAGCUAGUGCUUGGUGUAAAAUUACCAUUCUCUGUAUUGGAUUCACAAAUUCGCGCCAAACCACCUCCAUCUGUACGAAUUCCUCCUCCGCCUCCUUCUGCUCCUCCAUCACAGCCAAUACCACCUUCAUCUUUAUACCAACAUCAGUCAUAUCAGCAUCAUGAUAAACACCGACAUCUACAACACCAACCUCAUUUAUCCUCUUUAUCAUCGAUAUCAGCGUCAUCCCCAUCACCUCAGUCACCACCGCCUCCUCCACAGAGACAACAGCAACAAAACUCCCAAUUGAAAUCAACUAAGCAAGAGAGGAGUAGUUAUUCCUCCGCGUCUUUGUUAUCAAUUCACGAAGUAGAAAUUGUAGCAAACAAGUACACUGACUUGAAAUAUACGAAUCAUUCCAGCUGUACAUCACCUAUAAAUAGUCAACACUAUGUUGUACAAAAUCUCUGUGAAAGCUUUGAUCAGAAUACAUCUAACCAUUUAGUUAUUAACAAUCCAUCUGUGCCUAUCAUAUCUAACAACCCUACAACAACAACAACAACAACUACUACUACUAUAAUGACUACGAGUAAUACUCCUUUAACAGAAUUAAUUAUAGUCAAUGAAGUGUCUAGUAGAAAUUUAAAGCCAAGGGUUGCAUUUAUUGAGCCAGUCGAUGAAGCUUCAAUACAUGAUAGUAAUCCUACGAAUAAUGCUACUAACAACAGCAACAACAAUCAGUCAGACAGUGAAUCAACUGUUAGAAUAAACAAAGAAAGUCAUCAUCCUACUACUAACAAACUUAAAUUAAGUCUAUCUGCAAGAUUUCCUGGUUGGGGAGUGAUUACAGAUGAUGAUGAUGAUGAUGACGACGAUGAUGUUGGCCGAGGAGGAGGUGGAGACUGUCAACAGAAUGUGAAAACUGCUCAAAAUGAUAAUGUGUCUGUCAGCGUUGAGACACUGAUAUGCUCAACAGCGCAACAACUUACUUCCAGUAAUCCUAAUCGCAGUAGUGAAAAUCGAAAUCGACAUAUCAUCAAUAAAAAAGUGAGCAAUAAUGAUUUUAAUGUAAAUAGUGCUCAUACCCCUCCUCCUCCUCCUCCUACCACUACUUCUACUACUACUACAACUAAUAACGGUAUGUAUAGUAAUACUAUCAACAACAACGACGAAAACAACAUUAUUGAAGAGAGAGGACAACAAGAAGUCGUGAAUUCUGAACAAGAAGAAGAUGAUGAUGAUGAUGGAGACGAUGACGAUGAAGCGAUGAAAUCUAAAGCAACAACAUCUAGCCUAUAUGCUAAUCCUGAAAUCUCAUUAUCUCAGUUAAUGAAUAUGAAUGAUGAAGAAUUGUAUUAUGAAUUACACGAAAAAUAUCAAAAUAAGCGCCAACAACAACCAUCAUCAUCAUCAUCACAGAAAUUGAAUGAACAAAAACAACAACAACAACAACCACAACGUACUUCAUCGAUAUUAAGUCAACCAAGAAAAUCCCUGGCAAUGAUAUUUUCACAAAUUAGUAAUAAUUUAGGAUUUACACAAGAAUCAUCUACAACAGGUGGAAUUGGAGGCGGGACAGGAGUAAUUGAUCACUAUCCUAUGAAUUCAAUAAAAAGGAAUCGUAACAAUGAUAAUACUGUUCAAAAUAAUAAUGAAUUUACUUCAGACCGACGUAAAAGUGUCAUUUACACUGAUUCUAAUGAAAUGUCAAUAAGAAAUAGUGAUUCAGGUCAAAGAUUAAUAGAACGUAAUAUAUUGAAUACAUUUAUGAGUAAUCAAGGUCAAGGUCAUGGCAGACAUAGCGGAUCAAUCAGUUCAAAUGUACACAUGAAUAAAUUAAAUAAUAGUAAUAAUAAUGCAAAUACAUUAUUAACAAAUCAUCCUGGAAUAUCGAAUACACCAGUAAAUCCUGUCGAUCGAUCAAUACUUGUUGAUUUACUGUGUUGUACAUGUUGUACAAAUUCUGAUGAUGAAGAUGAAGCCUAUUCAAAUUUAAUUGAAAAUCAUCGAUUAGCACGUAUUGUUACAAUGGGUGCUAUAUUAACUAUCCUAGGUUUAAUAUUUGCGUAUAUUAUACGUUCAGCGACAGAAACUCAAACACCGUUGACUAAUUCUCAGACGAUAACUUCGCCUACUAGUGCUGUGACCACAGCAUCAGCAGCAACAGGAAGUUCGAGUCAUUUGAAUAAUUCUAUGUCAAAACAGACAACAGAUUUAACAGUUAACCGAAAUUUGUUAAAGUUAUCAGAGAACUUUUCUAAUCUAAUUGAUUUAGGUGAUGAGAUUGGAUUGGAUCAGAUUUUUGAGAGGUCCAGCUCAUCAGCACAUGUAAAUAAUAGUGUUAGUAGUAUUAAUAACAAUAAUAAUAGUAAUAAUGCCGUAGAAUAUUCUUCGCACUAUGCUCCCUCUUACUCCUCUCUGUCCAACAAUUCUUCGACUCCUUCAUCAUCAUCCUCCGUCUCUAACUUUACUCCGCCUUCAUAUUCUAGUCAAAUUAGGCACAGUGUGAAUGACAUGUACAGUCAUCAUCGUCCACCAUAAAUUAUUAAUAUUGUUAAUUUUUCAGUUUGUUUGAAUUUCCCUCUCUGUUUAUUUUUAGUAUUUUUGUAAUCAUACUACUGAUAAACAGCUUUAUUAGUAAUACAAAUUGAAAUAUUUAAAUUUUCAUGUACUUAUUGAUAUCGAUUAUUAUUAUGAUUAUUCUUAUGUUUCUGAUUUCAAAUAAAUCAGAUAUAUAUAUUU
Molecule: messenger RNA, 3809 nt
Organism: Trichobilharzia regenti
Lineage: Eukaryota; Metazoa; Platyhelminthes; Trematoda; Strigeidida; Schistosomatidae
Source: the annotation of a GenBank genome assembly